Messenger RNA from Acanthamoeba castellanii str. Neff, 1236 nucleotides. Its product is annotated as transcriptional regulator, Sir2, putative. The coding region runs from base 1 to 1236 and encodes 411 amino acids. The record is from RefSeq and is a predicted model, not a curated record. Gene Ontology annotation, molecular function: NAD+ binding. The transcript is spliced from 5 exons. NCBI's taxonomy places the organism in Eukaryota, Discosea, Longamoebia, Acanthamoebidae.
AUGGAGCGGUGGACAGCAGAUGAUGUGAUUGAAGAGAUUAAGGACCAAUGGAAGGCCCAUUUCGACGGGCUCGCCGUUGUGAAUAGCCUCAGUUGGCGGGCGGAGAGCCAGGGCGCAGGACGCUUCAAGGUGCGGAUCUUUGGCACCGUGCAGUGCGAGCAAUCCGACUUCGAUCUCUUCAUCGAGCACCUCAAGAAGGAGAUCCCGUGCCUGGCCGCGGCCGGUGCCAUCCAAUCCAAGGCCAAAUGCGUUGCGCCCCGAGCCUCCAAGACCAGCAAGCACAAGAAGGCCGCCCUGCCCAACUACCAGAAGACCAAGAAGAAGGAGAAGCCCAAGAGAUCCAAUUCGGCCGCGCCCUGGCGCAAGCCCGCGCACGAUUUCGAAAGCCGUGUAGAGGAAGGCGAAGAUGUAGGUGAAGAAGAAGAAGAAGUCGAGCACGGCGUGCCCGACGACACCACCGAGGUGCACGAAGAUCCCGCCUCCAUCUCUCUCAAGGUGCAAGCGCUGGCGGAGCUGGUGCGCGGGGCCAGGCACCUGGUGGUCUACACGGGCGCGGGCGUGUCGACGGCGGCCAACAUCCCCGACUUCCGCGGGCCGCAGGGCGUGUGGACGCUGAUGGACCAGGGCCUCGAGGCCGAGGGCAUCCCGCUCGAGGCGGCCGUGCCCACCUACACCCACAUGGCGCUGGUCGCCCUGCAGGAGCGUGGGGUGCUCCGGCACCUGGUCAGCCAGAACGUCGACGGCCUGCACCUGCGAUCAGGCAUCACCAAGGACAACUUGUCGGAGCUGCACGGGAACUGCUACGUGGAGAUCUGCGACUCGUGCGGCGCGGAGUACUUUCGUGACUUUGAUGUGGUGGACAAUGCCGGGGACGAGAGGGAGCCCUACGACGACCACUGCACGGGCCGACGGUGCGAGAAGCCCGACUGCUACCACGGCCAACUGAGGGACAACAUCAUCAACUUUGGCGAGCAGCUGCCGCGGCCGGUGCUGGUCAACGCGCAGGACCACAGCCGCAAGGCUGACGUGGUGAUCGCCAUCGGCACCAGCCUCCGGGUGGAGCCCGCCGCCAGCCUGCCGUUGAAGAGCGUGAAGCGCGGAGGGAAGCUGGCGAUCAUCAAUUUGCAGAAGACUCCCUACGACUCCUCGGCCCACCUGCGCAUCUUUGCGCACUGCGACCAUGUCAUGCAACUGCUCAUGCAGACCCUGGGCGUCGACGUCCCCCGGCCCGAAUGA